This is a messenger RNA of Spodoptera littoralis (African cotton leafworm), 2097 nucleotides long. The record is from the annotation of a GenBank genome assembly. Lineage: Eukaryota; Metazoa; Arthropoda; Insecta; Lepidoptera; Noctuidae.
UGCCCCGCGUGAGCCGCGCGCCCGCAACGACACUGUAAAUGACCUACCCGACAGGUGCCCGAAUGAGUGUAAUAUAAAGUGUCAGUGAAGUGUUGAAGUGCAAGUGAUGUUUAGUAUGAGGUGAUAGAACAAUAAAUGAGUAAUAAUGUAUCGACCGAAUUUUUAUGAAAGUACGUGCUUUCGUUGCAACGAGAUUGUGUAUCAGGUGGAUAGGGUCGGUCCGUUGAAGGAUUUCACCUUUUUCCAUAGUGGCUGCUUCAAAUGUGCCGUCUGCGGGACCAAGUUGACUUUGAAGACAUACUACAAUAACCAGCACUGGACAGAAGACAAAGAAGUUUACUGUUCCAGUCAUGUGCCUAAGAUUGGGCCUGGACAUCUGGACAACUCCUCUGUGGGCAUACGCAGUGCACUGAAUGUGCCCAAAAGUAACAAUUAUGUCAACGAACAGAUUCGAGGACACGCCAGAAAUAGCCACGAUAAUGAAUUCCUGUCAGCAGUAUCCCCAACUCGCACCACAAACGGCGGCAGUGCGCAUGCGUCGCCUGCGCGAGAAUUGUCCCGCGACACUCCAGAUUACCAAUAUGGCCGGUUCGACGCAAGCGCACUCCACAUUGCACAUGCGCUCAAACAGACAGAACUGCAGAAAGCGUAUCAUAGACCCAGGGAGAAGCCCAUCGAUUGUUACUUGGAUCGUGAUGAACAGACUAAACUAGAAAUGAAACAUCGACAAGAAGAAGACGACCUGUACAGAAAAUUCUCCAAACAUCGAGAGGAAGAGAACAGAAGAAUACGAGACGAAAUACAGGAUGAAUGGGAACGUGAACUAGAGAGACUAACGAGCAGAUUCCAACAAGAGAUGCAAGUAAAGAAGAGAAGGCCGGACUCCGAGAUAGGAGCCCUCACGUUACGUCACAGCAGGAGAGAGCCGACUUAGAGAAGAAUAUGACGCUAAGAAGGGACAAGAAGAAAGAGAGCUUGACGCGGAAGAUGUUGGAACAUGAGAGAGCGGCAACAGCGGCUCUAGUAGAGAAACAAAGUCACGAGAUGAUGGAGCUGAUCCAGGAGCGUCGGUCGGAGUACAUGGCGGCAUCAUCCCUGUUCGUGGAUGGUGAAGAGGCACCGCCCUACCCUGCCCGCGCCCCACCGCCUCAACCCCCGCUCGUCUCCAAGUUCCAUAUCUACACAGACCCCGCCGAAUUCGCUGAUGUUGAUAAGAUUGCUAUUUCGGUGGCACAAGAAGACCAAAAAACCUUUACGGAUCUAGUCCGACAGCUAGUAGGCUACCAGCCAGGAGUGCGCUUCGAAGACAACAGAUUCCGUAACUCUUGGAACGCGGUAUUCGUGGCUGGAGCGUGGCGCUUUGUACAGUGUAAUUGGGGAGCCAGGCAUCUGGUCAACGCUAAGGAUGCGCCGAAGCCGGGCAAUAGAGGGAAGAGUGAUAGCUUAAGAUACGAAUACGAUGACCAUUACUUCUUGACGGACCCUCGGGAGUUCAUCUACGAGUUCUUCCCGCUGCAGCCUGACUGGCAGCUGCUGAAGACGCCCAUCACUCUGCAUGACUUUGAGGAACUGCCCUUCGUCAGGUCGCUGUUCUUCAGAUAUGGAUUGUACUUCAGUGAUCCUAAUACGAAGGCUGUCAUGUUUACUGAUUCGACUGCCAUGCCAGCACACAUGCAGAGCUCGCUCAUCUUCCACUACAACCUCAAGUUCUACGAUACGGAGGGAGACGGCUUCGAUGGCGUCAGUCUCAAGAGAUUCGUCAUGCAGUCGGUGGUCGGCAACGUGGUAUCAUUCCGUGUGCACGCGCCUUGCAGCGGUGCAUUCCUGCUGGACAUAUUCGCGAACGCCGUCACACCCAGGGAAUACCUUACCGGAGAACCCAUGAAGUUCAAGAGCGUUUGCAAAUUCAAGGAAGCGUUAGUGUUCGCGGGUCGUGAGCUUGAGAUCCAGUUCCGCAUGUCGCGCCCCCUGGCGGACUUCAUGGCGACUCUGCACAAGAACGGAGUGGACGAGAAGAGGCUCUCAAAGUACGUCCAGCAAAACGUAUCCGAUGACAUCGUCUCCUUCUAUAUCACAUUCCCGGAAGAAGCAGAGUAA